Molecule: messenger RNA, 401 nt
Organism: Symbiodinium pilosum
Lineage: Eukaryota; Dinophyceae; Suessiales; Symbiodiniaceae
Source: the annotation of a GenBank genome assembly
AUGUGGAAGACAUACAAGCUGCUUCCAGAUCCGAAUGAAGAUGGGCAGCAGAACGAGCCAUUGGCUGUGGUCUGGGAUGAUUGCCAGGGGCAACUUGAGUGCAUAAUCUUCGAGGUCAUCCACGAGCUCGUUGCAGACACAUUGCCACACGAGCCCAUGGCAUCGAAGCAGUCCUGGCUCAGCGUCUGCUUCGGAUCGUUCUCCAUCCUCGGAUCUUGGGGCCCAGGUUACAGGCGCCACAAGGCCUGUCUCUUCGCCAACUUCGCAAUCUUCGAUCGCCCAGAGGAUGCAGAGGAGCGGAGGAAUUUGAACCACCAAGCCAUGAUCGGCGGCUGGCCGGUUACAGACGACGACUUGGCUUGCUUCGCGCCAGGGGAGUGGAAGCUGCUGAGGCAGCCACA